AUGGUCACCCAGUGGAUGGGCUUCCAUGUGCACGUGCCCGCCGACGAGGAUGAGGAUGGGGACAAUGGCGGGAUGACAAUGCAAGGCGCCGAUGGCGUGCCUGGUGUGCACUCACCAUGUGACGAGCUGCGCAUGCAGGAGAUGGCAUGCAUGCUUCAGCUGCUCAUACACGGGUGUCUUGCCAUGAGCCUCUUCCCCGUGUACAACAACCACAAAGUCACCUUGCAGAGCUACAAGUUCCAUGGCUGGGGCAUGGGAAAACCACUAUCAGCACCAUGA
Messenger RNA from Coniophora puteana RWD-64-598 SS2, 279 nucleotides. RefSeq lists its product as uncharacterized. The transcript is spliced from 3 exons. Bases 1 to 279 code for a protein of 92 amino acids. Lineage: Eukaryota; Fungi; Basidiomycota; Agaricomycetes; Boletales; Coniophoraceae. The record is from RefSeq and is a predicted model, not a curated record.